UUCGUUUCAGAAGAUUCUCGAGAUUCGCACUGGACUGUACUGGAGUGCGAUGAGAAGAUCUUGUGUUUAAGGAGAGAUGCGGGUUGUUGUAAGCCAGUCAGAAUAAGUGUCCAAGGAUUCUACUUGUUAGCGACGAAGGAGUUAGAAUUCUUAAAUAAGGAUUGCCGUCGGCAGAGAUAAAAUUGUUGGGGCUUGCUGACACCGUUCUGAAAAGGAGGAUUUAACGUCAACGUCGCGACGGAGAAGGUCGUGACGAUCGUGGUGAAGAAAGAAAGAGGAGCAACACUCGGCGACACUCGGGCUCGGGUCGAGACGCAAGGUGGUGCGUGACGUUUACGUCGCGCGGUGACACGCGUUUUAACGAGCGGAGCGCCGAGCAAGUUGGAGUCGUUGGAGAGGGCGAGCAGGAAGGACGGACGGAUACGUGCGCGCGCGCGAGUACUCGACGCACACAUCGCAUUCAGGAGUGUGUUUAUUGCCUGGUAAUAAUCACACGAAAAAUUGAGCGUGCUUCCUGCACCAGGAGGUUGUGUUGCGGCUGCUCUCCGGUUGACUGUUGUCGUCGAGGCGGAACUCACGAUCGCAGGAGCCGGAGCUCCGCUCUGCUCCGAAAACACGUAUUUCUCUCUUUUUCCUUUCUCUCUUUUUCUCUGUCUCUCCUUCCUUCUUCAUAGUGAACGCGCGCUCGACUCAUCAUCCAAGGCAUUUCAAAGAACGACGCAUCGUCGAUCAUCGUUAUAGCGGAAGAGAAACGAGAAAAUGGCCGACAAUUGGACGCAGAAUAUCGCUUGCCGAUACUUCAAGAAUGGCACUUGCCGCGAGGGGAACAACUGCCGGUAUCGACAUGUACAAGGGAAUAGAAAUGAUGCAAGUAUCAACGAGGCAUCAACCCAUAGCUCUGCUUAUAUUGUCACUUGUCGCUUCUUCAAACAGGGAAUGUGUAAGUUCGGUAGUCAGUGCCGUUUCCGCCACAAUUCAGGUAUCACAGAUAGCAACACCAUGCAGAUAGAUGCAACAGAGAAUGCAGCCUUGAGUCAGCAUACAUCAAACUCAUCGAGAAAUAAAAAAGUUGAAAAACGUACUGCUGAAGAAUGGGUCAAGGCACCUGAGUUUAUACCUACGACUGGAUCUCCGAUCGCCGGAUCAUCCUCUAUAGAUGGAAUGUCAUCUACUUCAGGAACAUCCCCAAGUACGUCGAUGCCAGUCUCGUAUGCUCAAGCUGUUAAUCCAACUGGUCAAGCUUCGAGCCCUUCCUUAGAACCUCUGUGUCCUUAUGCAGAAGCAACUGGAAUCUGUAGAAAUUCAAAUUGCACAUAUCUACACGGUGACAUUUGCGAAUUUUGUAGCCGUGCAGUCCUUCAUCCACACAAUGAAGAAUUGAGGAAGAAACAUAACAAUGCAUGCGUGAAGCAACAUGAAGCAGAUAUGGAAUUAUCCUUUGCCAUUCAACGCAGCAAAGAAAAAUCUUGCGGCGUCUGUUUCGAGACAAUAAUGGAAAAGUCCUCGCGAGAACAGAGAUUUGGUAUAUUGCCGAAUUGCAAUCACUGCUUCUGCCUAACUUGCAUCAGAAAGUGGCGCCAAGCCAAACAGUUCGACAACAAAAUCAUAAGAGCAUGCCCAGAAUGUCGUAUCCCCUCAGAUUUCGUCUGUCCUAGUAUGUAUUGGGUGGACACAAAGGAGGAGAAGGAAAAGUUAAUAAGAGAUUACAAAGGCGCCUUGAGUACUAAGGAUUGCAAAUACUUCAACAAAGGUCGUGGAAAGUGUCCGUUCGGUAAUAAAUGUUUCUAUCUCCAUGCACUUCCGGAUGGAACUAAGAAAGACGUGGGUCCACCGGUUCGACAGAGGCGCAACACCACUGACACCGAUAUCGACAUUUUACACGAAGUGACCAGCUUUUACAACAGAGAACCGUCGGUACUGCCUUUCAAAAGCUAUGUGAUUAUAGAGUAAUAUAUCAUUCAUUGCGCUAUUAUAAGGUCAGUUUCUUAAUCCGCCUCGAUAAAGCGUUUUAUCGGCUCGAACUUUCGCUAUGCCAUGAGAAUAUCGUUUAUAUAUUUCCCAUAGAAUUUCUAUAUUGUUAAUUUUAUCGACAAUUGUUAGAAUAAAACGCUUUAUAUUGUUACCGGUAAUGUAUAAUAGAAACUUUCUAUGAUACGCUGUGCGUUUCAAGCGGCUAUUUUUCGAGCUACUUUCUUUAACAAUUACAAAUUUCCCGAUGAGGGAAACAAAAAUAAAACGCUUAAGCGAUAUUGGAUUGUAAGAUAGCGGAAUGUACGAUCGGUGAGUCGAUUGAGAAUUUUUAAGUCGGUAAUAAUUUUGUGAAUGAUAAUGAAUUUACGAUGGAAAAACGUCUUUAAUGUUAGCACGUUUAGUACCAGUAUACAUAUCGCCGUUGUAGGAGGAAAGUUAAUUGCGUUGAUCGUUGCACGUAUUUGUCGUCACUACCAUUUUUAUUUAUCUUGAGUUAAGCGCGAUGCGUUUACUGCAUUAUUAUGCUCUAAAUGCAUGAAACGCGAAAGGAUAUAAAAUUAGCAGUUGAUAUCUAUCAAGUCGUUUAACGACAUUCAGCGCAAUUUGCCUUGAUUUUGGCGAUGCAUUUUCGGAGUUAACUUUGGAGUUCACUCGCGUACAUAAUACAUAGUACAUAGUGAUUCUAAAAUCGAGGUUCCACUGUGUGAUUUUUUGUUUUGUCAACGCAAAGAGAGUAAGGGAUGGCCGAUUUACUGAUUCAUUCAUUAUUAUUCGAACGAAAUAGCGAACGUUAGAACGAUAUUCUUAAUAACUUCAAUCCUAUUCUCAGGAUGGUUUCAUUAAACUAGUUUAGAAAUUAUAUAGAAUUUAUGGAACAACCGCGUGCGUUAUGUCUCUGCGUGCAGAAUUCAAUCGCCAAGAUUCUACCGCAAGUGUGCAUUAAUGUGAAUUAAUUGUACUAAACGUACCUGCAUUGAAUACUUUAUUGCGUAGUGACAAGUAUUCUUUUUCCCUUUAACAACUUAAAUACGCCUUACAGAUUGUUACGUAAUUCAUUCAUAUAAGUUGAGAUCAAGCGUCUCUAAUAAUCUUUCUAUUUUUUUUUCUUUCGGCUCUUACGGAGUGCGAUUCUUUAGAAAUAACGUUGUGCCGAUUGUACCAUUUUAUUUUUCAGCGUAUUAUUUAUUUUUAUUCAGCGUGUUAAACGUGUAUUUUAUCGUGUGUGCCGGAAACGCUCAAAGAGUCUUGCGAGUUAAGAAAGAAGAGUUACACUUAAAUCUUUUCUUUUUUAAGGGAGGUAAUUUGUUGAUAUCACACUAAAUUUCUAUACGUAAUUAAACCUUAUAUUUUUGUAACUUGUCGCGUCGAACUACGUUAUGUAAUAAAGGCUCUAUAAAGCGGAUAUAAUAAGAUAUACGAUUAAAAAUCUUAUAUUUGUUAGAUAGCGCACCACCAUGAAAAGGUAAAAUCGACGUUGAAAACAUUGUUGUGCCACAGCUUGUUUCUUACGUCUUUAAUAGAUCUUAGAUUAUUGUGAAUGUUUUUUUAGCCAAUAAAUAAUACGUAGAUGAAGCAAACUGUGUUUUCACUGCAUAAUGCGAAAACAAAUUGCGAACAUUCGCAUUAUCUUAUACCAUCCUUUUUACAUGUAAAAAA
Messenger RNA from Atta colombica, 3627 nucleotides. RefSeq names its product probable E3 ubiquitin-protein ligase makorin-1. Gene Ontology annotation, molecular function: metal ion binding; ubiquitin protein ligase activity. Lineage: Eukaryota; Metazoa; Arthropoda; Insecta; Hymenoptera; Formicidae. Gene Ontology annotation, biological process: protein polyubiquitination. The coding region runs from base 760 to 1950 and encodes 396 amino acids. The record is from RefSeq and is a predicted model, not a curated record. The transcript has 7 exons.